Seminavis robusta is the source of this 719-nucleotide messenger RNA. NCBI's taxonomy places the organism in Eukaryota, Bacillariophyta, Bacillariophyceae, Naviculales, Naviculaceae. The record is from the annotation of a GenBank genome assembly.
GUUUAUUCGACCCCUGGCAGCAAUCCAAUGGAUCGCAACAUCCACAACUUCGAUCAGACUGCCACCUGCGCUGAUUUGUCUACUAUUUGAUCCUCUUUCUUUCAAGUCCUCCAAACAAACCAUCCACCAUGCCGCCGAAACGCGUAAAGAAGGUGAUGACCCUUCCCAUCAAUGUCAUCUUCUCGCACCUACAGAAAAAGACUCGUGUGAGAGUAGGCUUGUAUGAAGACACUCGUCUCCAAAUAGAGGGCCAGAUUAUUGGAUUUGAUGAAUACAUGAACAUGGUCUUGGAUGAUGCCGUGGAAAUUGAUUCCAAGAAAAACAAACGAGUGGAGGUUGGAAGGAUUCUACUCAAGGGGGAUUCUAUUACCAUGCUGCAAGAAGCACAACCAGUAAGGCCGAUGCCAGCAGGUGGGGACUAGUAGAAAUACAUAUCCCACGGGUGUGAGUCUGUGUGAAUUGUAUGAAUCAGAUAGAGCUUGCCACAAACGAUAGGAGGAUGAUGAAGAUGAUACAGUGCUGGCUAGAAGAGUCUUUGCUUUGAGUUAUUCGCUCGUGCCCAACAAGGCGAUUGGGCCCUGUUCUUUUGACGACUUUGCCAGGCAGUAUUCCAAUCUAUUCCAAAAGUAAAAGAUGUUUCUCUCCCCUAAUAGCCAUCCGUAAAAAAUUGCCAGAACUUCUAGCCAGAGCCAAAUUGCACAAUACAUGUACUGUACCGG